AGGUGAUAACGGACCGUCAGACGACAGACACCGAUUGCCGCGGAUAACUCUACUCUGAGCUGACCUGCCGACAAUCUAUUACACACCGAAAACCGCGACGACGAUAUCGUUUCGGAUAACAUCGGUCGAGAAACUCUCGUAACGAAUAUUAUAAAUCAUUAUUAAUAUUUCGUUGGUUUUCUCUCAAAACACUCAAUCGCGGUUUGGGCGGGUACCGCGUUCGAGCGAUAGAGAUACUCGGGGCACCGUUUCCGAGCCCGCGCGCCAUGUCCAAGUCGUCAGGUUCCAACGACUUGCGCACCGAGCUGGCUGAGCUCGUCAAACGCAAAUCAGACAUUGCCGAAACUUUGGCCAAUCUUGAACGUCAAAUUUAUGCAUUUGAAGGAAGUUACUUAGAGGACACUCAUUUGUAUGGUAAUAUCAUUCGUGGUUGGGAUAGAUAUCUUACAUCGGCUAACAAGCUUCCUAAUUCUAAAAAUGAACCGCGUAACAGAAAAUUCAAAGAAGCUGAGCGUCUUUUUUCCAAAUCUUCUAUUACCUCCAUGGCUGCUGUGAGUGGUUUAGUGGAAGCUCAAGAAAAAGCUGAAAUAAACAGUGAAACUGAGUCACAAACAGGAAAUAGUGGUAGUGAAGAUAACAUGACCAAAGAAAGUGGAAAAUCUAAUAAUUUGACAAAUGGUCCAACCACUCCCAGAAAUCCUUUAGCUUCUGCCAAACGAACGUCUAGUACUAAAAAAGUUAAGAACCGAUGAUCUUCAUUUAACAAACUCAAUAGAGUUUUAAAACAGUUCCAGCGACCGCAGUGAGAACGUAAUGUUAUGUUAAUAUUGUUUAACAAACAACCUUUUUGUAAAUGUGUUAUAACUAUUAACUAUUACAAUUUUGAGCUUAGAAUUAUUUAUUAUUGUACGAAGAUAAUUGUGACUGUAAA
Molecule: messenger RNA, 931 nt
Organism: Melanaphis sacchari
Lineage: Eukaryota; Metazoa; Arthropoda; Insecta; Hemiptera; Aphididae
Gene: Eaf6
Product: chromatin modification-related protein MEAF6
Exons: 5
Coding region: 267-752 (161 amino acids)
Cellular component (GO): NuA4 histone acetyltransferase complex
Source: RefSeq, a predicted model, not a curated record